Molecule: messenger RNA, 1285 nt
Organism: Oncorhynchus mykiss (rainbow trout)
Lineage: Eukaryota; Metazoa; Chordata; Actinopteri; Salmoniformes; Salmonidae
Gene: cx43
Product: connexin 43
Biological process (GO): heart development; cell-cell signaling; cell communication by electrical coupling
Cellular component (GO): connexin complex
Molecular function (GO): gap junction channel activity
Source: RefSeq, marked provisional
UGUUUUCAAGAAGUGACGGAGAAAGUCCCUAAGGGCUCUCUUCUGACUUCUCAGUAACUUUCCAGCUAAAACUCCAUCAUGGGUGACUGGAGUGCUUUGGGGAGGCUACUGGACAAGGUUCAGGCUUACUCCACGGCUGGAGGGAAGGUGUGGCUCUCUGUCCUCUUCAUCUUCAGGAUCCUGGUGCUGGGAACCGCUGUGGAGUCUGCCUGGGGGGACGAGCAGUCCGCCUUCAAGUGCAACACCCAGCAACCUGGUUGUGAGAAUGUGUGUUACGACAAAUCCUUUCCUAUAUCACAUGUACGGUUCUGGGUGCUACAGAUUAUCUUUGUCUCGACGCCGACUCUUCUCUACCUUGCCCAUGUGUUCUACCUGUUGCGAAUAGAGCAGAAGAUUAACCGCAAAGAGGAAGGGCUAAAAACCAUCCAGAACGACGGAGGCGAUGUGGACGUACCUCUGAAGAAGAUUGAGUUAAAAAAGCUCAAGCAUGGGCUGGAGGAGCAUGGGAAGGUUAAGAUGAAGGGAGCCCUCUUGAGAACCUACAUCGUCAGCAUUUUCUUUAAGUCCAUCUUUGAGGUGGGCUUCCUGGUCAUACAGUGGUACAUUUACGGCUUCAGCUUGGCCGCUGUCUACACCUGUGAGAGGUCCCCCUGCCCCCACAGAGUAGACUGUUUCCUCUCCAGACCCACUGAGAAAACCGUCUUCAUCAUCUUCAUGCUGGUGGUCUCUCUGGUCUCCCUGGUUCUGAAUGUCAUUGAGCUCUUCUACGUGACGUUCAAGAGGAUCAAAGACCGCGUGAAGGGGAAACAACCGCCCGUCCACUACCCUGGCACUGGGACAUUAAGCCCCACUCCCAAGGAUCUGUCCACCACUAAGUAUGCCUACUAUAAUGGCUGUUCCUCUCCCACUGCCCCCUUGUCACCCAUGUCACCCCCGGGGUACAAGCUGGCCACUGGGGAGAGAACCAACUCUGUUCGCAACUACAACAAGCAAGCCAACGAGCAAAACUGGGCCAACUACAGCACGGAGCAGAACCGCCUGGGCCAUAAUGGCAGCACCAUCUCCAACUCCCAUGCACAGGCCUUUGACUUCCCUGACGACACCCAGGAGAGUAAGAAACUGACCCCAGGGCACGAGCUGCAGCCAUUGGCCCUGAUGGACCCCAGGCCCUGCAGUCGAGCCAGCAGUCGCAUGAGCAGUCGGCCAAGGCCAGACGAUCUAGAUGUCUAGCCCCUCCCCAGCCCCCCCUGUCGGUGGCCUUGGUGCCAGAGAACAGAGAGUACAA